Prorocentrum cordatum is the source of this 777-nucleotide messenger RNA. Lineage: Eukaryota; Dinophyceae; Prorocentrales; Prorocentraceae. The record is from the annotation of a GenBank genome assembly.
AUGCUGCUCCUCCUGUGUUUUUCCCCCUCCACGUCCACCUCCACGUGCCCUCGCCUCCUACUCUGCCCGAUGCCCUGCGCGUGGGCAGCCAUGGAGCAAGCGGACCAGAAGCAGAUCAAGCAGAUGGCCACGUUCAUGAUCUCGGAGGCGAAGGAGAAGGCUUUGGACAUCCAGGAGAAGGGCAAGCAAGAACUGAGCAUCGAGACGCACAGGCUGGUGGCAGAUGGCAAGGAGAAGGUGCUGGCAUCCUACGAGAAGAUGCGGAAGGAGCUCACGACGAAGCGCGCCAUCGAGAAGUCUUUGGCGAUCAACAAGCAGCGGCUCGAGAAGAUCAAGCAGCGGCAGGAGGUGAUGGUGGCAAUUUCCAACGACGCAAAGGCUGCGCUCACCAAGGCGCUGGCGGACCAGGCCAAGUGCAAGGAUUUCGUCACCAAGCUGAUGGUGCAGGGCCUCCUGAUGCUGCUCGAGAGCGAGGUCACGGUGCGGUGCCGCCAAAAGGACCUCGCUCUCGUGAAGGGCUGCCUGGACCCGGCCGCCAAGAAGUACAAGGACAUUGUGAAAGAGAAGAGCGGCGCCGACAAGUCGUGCAAACUCAUCGUUGACGAGAAGAAUUUCCUGCCGCCCGCAGAAGUAGACCAGGAGGGCAGGUCAUGCCUGGGCGGCAUCGUGCUCUCCUGCUUCGGUGGCAAGAUCACCGUCGACAACACGAUCGACGCCCGGCUGAAGCUCGUGAUGGAGCAGGACAAGCCGGAGAUCCGCAAGAAGCUCUUCGCGUGA